UAUUACCUCUUCACAUUGAACCUCAGAUCUCCUCCCUUCCAAGGAGAGGCCAUCCAGAAGAAUAAAACUAAUAAAAUACUUGAAUUGUUAGUGAAAAUCGUUCUAGAUAACAGGAAUACAAGGAUCAUGUCAGCUUAAAAGAUUGUGGAAAGUAGCCUUUACUUUCUUUUUCCCUAAAUUUUAACAAAAGACACAUUAUUAUUAAUGUAUUUAUAUAUUUCUGAGAGUACAUCAGGCUCUCAUUCAUGUAGUACAUCCUCUUGAGUUAAAAACUGAUAUAGAGUCCAGUUUUUUAUUACUUCACUGUUUCGUGGAUUCUGUGUUUAUUGAUAAGGUAGAGUAGAAAUAUGCGCAACCACAACAAUGGAGAAUUACAGAUCUAACUAGGAAGCAUCAAUAUGAAAUUAUUGCAAACAGUAAAAAUAUUGUAUUAUCCUAAAACAUGCAUAGAUUAAUACUGAAAAAUACACUCAGAUUUUGUUUUCCAGACAGGUUGUUGCAUUGUCGAAGAUGUUUUAAACAGAUCUAAUGCUAAGUCCUGCACAAGUUUGUGCAGGUUAUUACUCACCUCAAAUAUUCAUUUCUGUUGUCAGCUUUAGUGCAAAUUACAUUUCUUUUUUAUUUUAAAAUGUAACCAGUUCAUUCAAGCUUAGUUUUGCCUUCAAAUCAAUCAUGUUCCAAUUUUAAGCAGCUCCAUAAGACUUAGGUUAGGUUUCUUUCCUAAGAAAAAUACACAAAAAAUGUAAGUGUGGCUUGUUUUGACAAAUUUCAACAUGAGUCACAAAUAUUCAGGAUUCUUACACCUUUGAAAAAGAAUUUUCAAGCUGCAUAAUUUUGAUCCCAAAAUACUAUCUCAUGACAAGUUAUCAAAAAUAAAUUCUCAGUCCUGAAGACACUACUUUUUAUAACUAGUCACAGAAUGAUGACCUCUUAUGUAUAGGAAGUGUCUUAUCUUCUCUUUAGAUUGUAUACUCCCUUAAUAAUAGAUAAAUAUUUAACUGCAGUGUCAGAAAAAUUGAGAAAUUCUGUUGGUUUUGGAUACAUGGUAUGAAAGAAUUCUGUUUGCUUCUGUUGAUGAAACCUGAAGAUCUGGGCUUUAUCAGUUGUCAUAGUACUCAUGCAUAAUGCUAAAAAAUCUUUAGUAAUGAAAACUUUACUCUGAGACGGAUUUUGAUAGGAAUCUAGACUCUGAUGCAACUGCACUGAGGCCUCGAACCUAGUGUUUCUUAGAAUGUGAAAGUAAAAGGCAUAUGAUGUUUUGUUUAUUUCAAAAGAAAACUAUCCAUUUUACAUGAAGGGCACAUGGUGCACAGAGAUAUGCAUAAAACUAGGUCACACUGUAAUCACUGAUUCCAGUGUUUUUUGAGAUGGACCAUGCAGCUAUCAUUACUGCUGGUCUCCAGCUCUGUGGAAGUAAGGCUGCUUUCUUAUUUCUAGUUAACAGCUUUCCUUUUUUUAUGACAUCAUGACAGAUAUAAUUGCAACUCACAAAUGUGUUACUGUGUAGUUCAAGCAAAUUUUAACUAUUCAAUGAUAUUCAGAAGUUAGAAGUAAUAAUGAUUUCUAGGGUUUGAUAUUUUUUUUUAGAGAAAAUAUUCUGCAGAAUUUGUCUUGUAGUGCUGCCAAAGUUGUUUCUGAGUUAUUCUAUAAUUUCAAUUUUCAAUUAUGUUAAUUCUGAAAUGGAAUUUCUAUGUGUGCUUUAACCAGCGUGAAAGGAAAAUUUGCAGAUUCAACUGUAAAACUUACUGUGAAGGUGAAACUGCAAUGCAUAUACCCAAAAAAAGCCACGAAAAGCCAGGCAUCCUGGAUGAACAAUGUAACUCAUAAAGAAAAUAUAGCUGUCUUUCACCCAAUCUAUGGUAUACAUAUUGAAGACAAAUACAACUGCAGAAUUCCCUUUGAAAAUGUUUCCAGUGAAGACAAGUCCUUGUCCUUCAUCAAGAGCACUUUGAAGAAUGUUGGUAUACACUUUCGCUCCAUCGUAACUUACCCAGAUGGUAUUUGGGAAAAAGUAAUACAAAUUGUUCUGCCAGAAUUUCAGAAACAAAACAAUCUUGUGUUUAACAAGCCAGGAGAAAGUGUUGCUUUUACUUGCCCUUAUAACAUUGCAGAUUCAGUGCUGCAAGUGAUGUGGGAAAGGAUUAAAGCAGAUUGAGUAGAUAUUGUUGUUCUGUGCAGCUCAUCAGGAAAGCAAAGCUUUGGUUCACAUUUCAAAGAGCGUACACUGAUGGGCUGCUCUGAUCAGGCAAACUCCUAUAUUGUUAUCCCAAACAUUACAGCCUCUGACUUUGCAAAUUACCACUGUGUAGCUACUGAGAGAAACAAAACCCAUGUAAUGAUUUUUACUGUGGCUGGUAGAGUAAAGGAGGAAGCGGUAAAUAUUUUCACAAUAGGACCUUCUGAGAUGACUGGGAAAGAAGCACCCAGUAUGAUCUUCACAGCAGCAGAUGAAAAGCAGGCUACAACUUGUCCAGUCAUUGAGGGUUAUCUAUGUCCUUCUGAGCUAAAAGAAGAAAGUAGCACUUCUGUGCCACAGAAAACAGAAUAUAAGGCUACAGCUGGUGGUGAGGACAAUCAGGCAACUUGGUAUCAAAAACGGUUUAUCGUCAGCAUAGCUAGAGGAAUUUCUGCUGCUGUCUUACUGUUAGUUUUUCUAUCGAUCUUCAUUACCACUGCUUAUCACAAAAAAAAAACAAAUGGCUUACUGAAGUUCCUUAGUCAGCUAAAUGCUUACAGUGGUAUUAGCUGGAAUUUCACACCAAAGCCUGGUAACAGUUAUGGAAGUUCUAAUUUUCAUGGCACAUGGAACACAGGAAGAAGAGAAGAAGAAUCAUCCCUUGAGCAGACAGAGGAGAUUUAUGUCAACUGCGAUGAUGUCUCAUUUAAACCUAAGAAAAGACCAUUUGAUUCCUUUUUAGGAAUGAAAUAA
This is a messenger RNA of Pezoporus flaviventris, 2929 nucleotides long. It is a transcript of the gene CD226, whose product is annotated as CD226 molecule. Gene Ontology annotation, biological process: positive regulation of mast cell activation; positive regulation of Fc receptor mediated stimulatory signaling pathway; positive regulation of natural killer cell mediated cytotoxicity directed against tumor cell target. Gene Ontology annotation, cellular component: external side of plasma membrane. NCBI's taxonomy places the organism in Eukaryota, Metazoa, Chordata, Aves, Psittaciformes, Psittacidae. The record is from RefSeq and is a predicted model, not a curated record.